UUGGAAUAGGAAGCAUUGCUAGGGUUGUGCGAUAGUAAUUUCCUUGUUGUAAGCUGGCAUUCCGAGACCCGGAAGGUAUUUUUAAAAAUGAAAGUAUAGACUCUGUACACUGGUACAUGAGUUGUAGAGUUUGAGAAACUAAGACUCCAGCAACAUGAACAGCAAACCUAAUGCACAAACAACGUCGAGCGAAAAUCCAUUAGAAAGCACCAGAGGCAAUAAAGACAACGACGUUGAUCAGCCAAAUGGGCCUGCAGUCAAGUCAAACGCUACACAUAGCGGAAAACCACGAAAUGGUCAAAGAAAGAAGGACGAUAUGAAAGAAAAACAAGCAACCAACAAUCCAUCUUCGAUUCCAAACGCCUUAGAGAAACAGAACGAGGCCGCGAACAAAGAUAAACUAGAUCAGUCAAAAGCCCCCGGACAUGCGCAAAUGAAAUCUGCAGAACGAAACAGCCUCCCUCAAAAAGAGAGAACGGUUGCAAAGAGACCAGGCAAUGGAUCAAGACAGCAGCAAAAUGUAUCGUCUGUGCCUGGAGCUAAUUAUGCGGAUGACUAUAGUAAUAAACAGCCAAGGUAUGACGCACAUAAUCAUUCAGAAAGGCCCGUUGAGUCCCAUUUUAACCAGGACCAAAAAACUCAGGCGAUGAUGCAAAUGCAACGCGCAGCAGAAGCCAGCAAGCAGAUGUUAUACGGCGUGUACGGCAAUUUCAUAUCCAUACUUGAAGAAUACGAGGCACGAACGCACGAGGCUAAAGCUGUUAGAUCAAAAAUACCGAUACCUGACCAGUCCAAGAAAAACUUGGAUGAUGUGCAGAGCAUCGUGGAGACGCAACUGUUAUUGUUUGAAACCCAGCAAAGGGCAUGUCCAAAGGCGAUUAGUCAAAGCGUCAACAAAGAGCUGAGGCAAAAGACACUUCACUGGGCCGCCGUCAGGGAAGAACAAAAUAUGAGGUACAGUGAAACUGACAGAUAUAUAUGUCAACUGUAUGAAGUUCUUGCGAAGGGAAAAACAAAACAUACCAUUCUGGAUCAACCAAGAGAACCCGUCUCUGAAGAGACGAUCAGAGAAAAUAUGCAGUACAUUUUUAAAGGGAAACAUGAAGCAAUGGAAAUUGACCAAGAAUUCAAAACUGAUGACAAGAAAAAGGCAACAAGCCCAGAAACACGUCGCUCGGAACUGGAUGAUGCUUAUACACGCGGUGCGAAGCGGAUGGAACAAGCAAUGCCUGAAUUAGUUGCGGUUCUUGUGGAAGAUCUUAAGGAGUUUGAGGGCGAUGGUAUUGUUGAUACAAAAUAAGACGACACCAUCAUUGAUAAAGUGAUGCAUGAUGUGGGCCGUGUGUUUUGUUAAACGAUUAAGGUACUUAAAAAAAGAAAUGGUGGGUUAACCCAUGAGCUUAAUCGAAUACAUUGUGUCGUUGUUGUUUUUACUGUCCUCGUGAAAUAUUAUUCUUUUUAUGAAAAUGGUGAAAUGUUUCGGCAUAUUGGUUAAUUAAUGCAAAUAUUGUUAACUCAAACACGAUAUGGGAAAAUGUAUUAACUUUUUGUUAGUAUUUUAUAAUAAUAACAAUACAUAUGAAACUUCAGCCCACUUCUUUUAGAAAUCAUGUGUGCACGUGCAUUAUGAUUUUCGCCACACACCACACAUGGUAAAUGUAUUUAUAAUCUAGCAGAAGUGUGUUUAUAUUGUUGUCUGUAUACAUGUUUUAAGUGUUAUUUGUUAAUUAUGGUUUUUAAACUGUUUAACCCAUUUGGUAAAUUGUCGGUUUGUAAUCAUUUUAUUUGGAUUGAGAAAUAAUAAUUUAAAUAAUCGUAUUAAGGAAGCGUUUUUAUUUUUAUGGUGUGUGUCUUACGCAGAUUUAUUUAAAUUAAAACCGAAAAUAAAUGUAAACGUUUCGAAUCGACAUUCACAAAUAUCAAAAUAAUUAUCGAUACAAACUGUUUAUGUUGUCUUUAUUAUCCAAUUAAUUUGAGA
Messenger RNA from Dreissena polymorpha, 1978 nucleotides. RefSeq lists its product as uncharacterized. The transcript is spliced from 6 exons. The record is from RefSeq and is a predicted model, not a curated record. NCBI's taxonomy places the organism in Eukaryota, Metazoa, Mollusca, Bivalvia, Myida, Dreissenidae. Bases 155 to 1300 code for a protein of 381 amino acids.